Molecule: messenger RNA, 1052 nt
Organism: Prionailurus viverrinus (fishing cat)
Lineage: Eukaryota; Metazoa; Chordata; Mammalia; Carnivora; Felidae
Product: translation initiation factor IF-2-like
Exons: 3
Coding region: 1-861 (286 amino acids)
Source: RefSeq, a predicted model, not a curated record
AUGAAAAUGAACAAGCUUUAUAAAUUAACAGCUCAGGGACGGCGAUGGGCCUUUAAGGGAAGGCUGGAGAAUUUGGGGGCGGUACCUCGGGAACAGCUGGCCCACCCACGAGUCCCCAGUACUUUGGGAACCCUCCGGGUUCCCGGGGUUCCCGUCUUUCCGUCGGCACUUCCCCCGGCCGUGGGUUUGGGCUUGCCCCGCCCACGUACCGCCCGCCCGCGGGCACCGGCGGGGCCGCACGGGGGCCGGGAGGGGCGGAGGUGCCGGGCCAGCCCUGCGCCUCGCCGCUGGCGCCCGCGCCCGGGAGCGCGUCCUCGGGUCCUCGGAUCCCCGCGUCCUCCGGGCGCCAGGGCCUCGGGCCGGGGGAGGGGCCUCACCGGCGGGCUCCGCGGGGCGGCGGGCGGCGCACGUGCGGACGGGCGGGGAUCCCCGGCGCCGGAGGCGGGGCACCCGGAAGCGCGCGCGGACUUGCCUCGCCGAGCCCGGCGGGCAGGGGGGCGGCGGGGAGGCGGGCGCACUGCCCGGGCCGCGGCCGGCUGUGCUCACAGGUGGGCGGCGGCGGCGAAGGCGCGGCGGAGCGGAGCCGGGGUCCUCGAGACUCCAGCCGUCACACCGAGGGCCCAGCGGCUCCGAGCUGGGAAGACGCGUCCGCGCCUCGGUAGGAACCGGCCGUUCUCCCCGCCACCUCGGCCUCUUUGGCUGCAGCCGCACCUCGGCCCUGGAGCGCAGGUAACUUCCUUUCCAAGGUCAUUCUUCGGGCGGGGCGGCGCUCGCGGCCCGCCCACGUCCUCACGGUCGGCGGAGGCGGGAGAGGGGCGCCCUGCGCCGAGCCGGAGCGGUGGGGCUGGACGGCGACUCUGAGCGCUGCGCGGGCGCCUGGUGGCCUCCCCGGAGCCGGCUGCAGACGCCGGCCGCAGCCCCGAGGGCGUUGGCGGAUAAUCAGAGAGAGGCGUGGAUGUGUUUACAAGAUGAGUUGUGUUCUUUCCACCUUUACCUUCUGAGGGCUUCUUACCACUCAUGGUGACAGGUGGAAAUCGUGACACAGAUGGGCA